Messenger RNA from Monodelphis domestica (gray short-tailed opossum), 4220 nucleotides. It is a transcript of the gene AOX4, whose product is annotated as aldehyde oxidase 4. NCBI's taxonomy places the organism in Eukaryota, Metazoa, Chordata, Mammalia, Didelphimorphia, Didelphidae. Gene Ontology annotation, molecular function: NAD binding; 2 iron, 2 sulfur cluster binding; oxidoreductase activity. The record is from RefSeq and is a predicted model, not a curated record.
UUGCUCCAUUUAGGAAAGAGAGUUGAUAUAAAUCAUUCAUUGCUCUUCUCAUAUUGACAGACUGAUGUUCUCCCUGAGUUGCUAGGGAUAUUACUUUUAAUUUUUUGGAACAUUCUCUUGGCAAUGUCCUCUACCAGUUCUCAACAAUCUGACCCUCUGAUUUUCUUUGUGAAUGGGAAAAAGGUAGUAGAAAGACAUGCAGAUCCUGAAUGGAAUCUGAUGGAUUAUUUGAGAAGAAAUCUAUCCCUGACAGGAACCAAAUAUAGCUGUGGAACAGGAGACUGUGGAGCCUGCACUGUGAUGAUAUCAAAAUACAACCCAGACACCAAGAAGAUCCACCAUUAUUCUGCUACUGCAUGCCUGACUUCCAUUUGUUCUCUCCAUGGUACUGCUGUCACCACAGUAGAAGGCAUUGGAAGCAUCAAAACCAGGAUUCAUCCAGUUCAGGAGCGACUUGCCAAAUGCCAUGGCACUCAGUGUGGAUUCUGCAGCCCAGGCAUGGCCAUGUCCAUAUAUACUCUACUGAGGAACCAUCCAAUUCCAUCAACAGAGCAGUUAAUGGAAGCUCUUGGUGGUAAUCUGUGCCGAUGUACUGGAUACCGACCAAUUCUAGAAAGUGGGAAGACUUUCUGUGAGGAACCAACUGUUUGUCAACUUCAAGGAACAGGAAAGUGUUGCAUGGAUCAAGAGGAAAACCAGUACUCUCUGAAUAAGAAGGAAGAAAUGUGUACUGAGCUGUAUGACAAAAGUGAAUUCCAGCCCUAUGAUCCAUCCCAGGAGCCUAUAUUUCCGCCUGAGCUAAUAAGGAUGGCAGAAGAUCCCCAAAAGAAAACUCUUUAUUUUCAUGGAGAAAAGGUUCUGUGGAUUUCUCCUGUUUCUCUGAAUGAACUUCUGGAGCUAAGAAUGAAGUACCCUACAGCACCCCUUGUCAUGGGUAACACCACAGUGGGACUAAAUAUGAAAGUUAAAGGAGAAUUCCACCCUCUUAUUAUUUCUCCAAUUGGACUUCCAGCAUUAAAUUUUGUGGAUUUUAAAGAUGAUGGUGUGACAAUAGGUGCUGGAUGUAGCCUGUCUGAAAUGAAAGAAAUUUUGACUCAUGCAGUUUCAGAGGAACCAAAAGAAAAGACUAAAACAUACCGUGCUCUCUUAAAGCACUUGCGAACGUUGGCAGGACAACAGAUCCGGAACAUGGCUACUUUAGGGGGGCAUGUGGCAAGCAAACAUGAUUAUUCUGAUAUCAACCCUGUUCUGGCAGCAGGCAAGGCCAUCCUCAAUUUAAUUUCCAAAGAUGGAGAACGGCAAAUCCUCAUAGAAGAACUUUUCACAACACCUUCUCUCAAGGAAGAACUUCGUCCUGGAGAGUUAAUCUUCUCUGUUUUUGUUCCCCAUUCCAGAAAGUGGGAAUUUGUAUUUUCCUAUCGACAAGCACAGAGAAUGGAAAAUGCCUUUGCAAUUGUUAAUGCUGGAAUGAGUGUUCAUUUUGAAGAAGGUACAAACAUUAUUCAGGACCUUAAGCUGUUCUUUGGAAGUGUUGGCCCUACCACAGUCUCAGCAAGUAAAACCUGUAAGCAGCUCAUUGGGAGACAAUGGAAUGAUGAAAUGUUGAGAGACGGGAUCAGAAUGGUGCUGGAAGAGAUUUUUAUUCUACCUACCACAGCUGGAGCCACGGUGAAAUAUAAAAAAACCCUGACGACCAGUUUCUUCUUCAUAUUCUAUCUCAGCGUGAAAAAAGAACUGCAUGAGCUGGAACAAAGAUACCCAGAUAUCCCAGAAACUUCCAUUAGUGCUCUAGAAGAUUUUCCCAUCAAGAUUCCAGAGGGAAGAGAAAUGUUCCAGUGUGUAGAUCCCCACCAAUCUCCCCAAGAUCCAGUUGGACAUCCAGUCAUGCAUCAGUCAGGGAUUAAACAUGCCACCGGGGAGGCUGUCUACUAUGAUGACAUACCCCAAGUGGACAAAGAACUUCACCUGGCUGUGGUGACCAGUACCAGAGCACAUGCAAAAAUCUUGUCAAUCGAUAUUUCAGAGGCCCUUAAAUUUCCAGGUGUCGUUGAUGUGAUAACUGCCAAAGAUGUCCCAGGAGAAAAUAACCAUGAAGGAGAGAUAUUAUAUGCAGAAGAUGAGGUGAUUUGCGUGGGGCAGAUUAUCUGUUCUGUGGCCGCAGAUACACAUGCCCAUGCAAGGCAAGCAGCUGAGAAAGUGAAGAUUACUUAUGAGGAUGUAGAACCAAGGAUAAUAACCAUAGAGGAAGCCAUAGAGCACAAAUCCUUUAUGUUUGAAGAGAAGAAAAUAGAAAAAGGAAAUGUAGACAAAGCAUUUAAACAUGUAGAUGAAAUAAUUGAAGAUGAAGUCCAUGUUGGAGGGCAAGAACAUUUUUAUAUGGAAACACAAACAACUUUGGUUUUCCCAACAGGAGAAGAUAAUGAAAUGGUGAUAUUCAUAGGAACACAGUUUCCAACCCAUGUUCAGGACUUCACAGCUGCUGCCUUGGGUGUCCCAAGGAACAAGAUCAUGUGCCACAUGAAAAGAACUGGUGGAGCCUUUGGAGGGAAAGUUACCAAGCCUGCCCUGCUGGGAGCUAUUGCUGCAGUGGCUGCUCACAAGACUGGCCACCCAAUUCGUUUCAUGUUGGAACGAUGUGAUGACAUGCUAAUAACUGGUGGUCGCCACCCAAUACUUGCAAAAUUUAAAGUAGGAUUCAUGAAAAAUGGCAAGAUCAAAGCUGUGGAUAUUCAGUAUUUUACCAAUGCUGGAUGUACGGCUGAUGAGUCUGAAAUGGUUUUAGAGUUCAUAGUACUGAAAUCUGAAAACGCUUAUGAUAUUCCCAACUUUCGGUGCAGGGGUAGAGCCUGUAAAACAAAUUUGCCAUCCAACACAGCCUUCAGGGGAUUUGGCUUCCCACAAGGAACUUUGGUGGUUGAAAAUUACAUAACAGCUGUGGCAAUCAAAUGUGGUUUAUUACCAGAAAAGGUUAGGGACAUGAACAUGUACAAAACACCUAACACAACCGCUUAUAAAGAACCAUUUAAUCCAGAGCCAUUGCUAAAAUGUUGGAAACAGUGUUUGGAGAAAUCUUCAUUCCAGAGUAGGAGAACAGCCAUAGAAGAAUUUAACAAGAAAAAUGACUGGAAAAAGCGAGGGAUUGCUAUUAUUCCCAUGAAAUUUACAGUUGGAGUCCCUCAUACAAGUGAAAGUCAGGCUGCCUCUCUAGUUCAUAUCUAUCAGGAUGGGUCUGUAUUAGUGACUCAUGGUGGUUGUGAACUAGGACAAGGUCUUCACACCAAAAUGAUUCAGAUUGCUAGUCGAGAACUGAAAAUACCUUCAUCAUAUAUACACCUUUCUGAAACAAGCACUACCACUGUGCCCAAUGCCAGCUAUACAGCUGGAUCGAUGGGAACAGACAUCAAUGGAAGAGCAGUUCAGAAUGCUUGUCAGACUCUUUUGAAGCGCCUUGACCCUAUCAUCAAGAAAAAUCCAAAAGGAAAAUGGGAAGACUGGGUUUCUCAAGCUUUCUCAGAAUCCAUCAGUCUGUCAGCUACUGGAUAUUUCAGGGGCUACAAGACAUAUAUGGAUUGGGAGAAAGAAGUAGGUCAUCCAUAUCCUUAUUUUGUUUAUGGAGCAGGCUGUUCUGAAGUUGAGAUUGACUGCCUGACUGGGGCUCAUAAGCUUUUCAGAACUGACAUCUUCAUGGAUGCUGCUUUCAGUAUAAAUCCUGCUGUUGACAUAGGACAGAUUGAAGGUGCAUUUAUUCAAGGCAUGGGAUUGUAUACAACUGAAGAACUGAAGUACUCCCCAGAAGGUGUUCUUUACACUAGGGGUCCAGAUGAUUAUAAAAUCCCUACAGUUACUGAAAUUCCAGAAAAAUUCUAUGUCACUUUGGUGCAUUCCCGCAACCCCAUAGCCAUAUACUCAUCCAAGGGCCUAGGAGAGGCUGGAAUGUUCAUGGGAUCAUCUGUGUUCUUUGCUAUCAUGGAUGCUGUGGGUGCAGCACGAAGGAAGAGAGGACUUAUGGAGCCUUUCACUAUGAAUAGCCCAGCAACUCCUGAGCUGAUUAGAAUGUCUUGUGUGGAUCAGUUUACUGAACAGAUUCAUAGAGAUGACCCUUCAACUUUCAAAUCUUGGUCUAUUCAUGUUUCCUAAAAUGUGAGAGAAUGGAAAAGGGCUAUAUCUAUGAUUGAUUUUAAAAGUCUCAAAUCAAACUAAAAUGUACUUUGGCUUAUAAG